UGACAGAGAUAGACGUCAAGAUAGCCACAGAGUCGAAGCUGCUGUGCGGCUGGGGGGGACCAGGCUACGCUCUGGACGGAUGCGUGGACUCGGGCCUGCUCCGGCCGCCGCAGCCUCAUUCCAGCCAGCUGGGCACCGUCUACGCGACCAAGCGCCGCCGGAGAAAUGGAAAGAGCAUCAAACCACCCUCUAAAGAUGGUGUCACGAAGAGCAACCCAAGCAAACGUCACCGUGAGCGUCUCAACGCUGAGCUGGACACACUCGCGUCUCUGCUGCCCUUCGAACAGAACAUACUUAGCAAGCUCGACAGGCUGUCCAUACUACGGCUCUCUGUCAGCUACCUUAGAACCAAGAGCUACUUCCAAGUGGUCAUGCACAAAGAAAAGGAAGAUAUGCAUGUACACAGACGAGAGCACUCUCCUUACGACCACGCGAUGCCGGACGGCGAGAUGUUUUUACAGGCACUCAAUGGCUUCCUUAUGAUUCUGACGUGUGAAGGAGAGGUGUUCUUCGCCACACAUAGCAUCGAAAGUUACCUAGGCUUCCAUCAGUCAGACAUAGUCCACCAGUCAGUAUACGAGCUGGUCCAUUCUGAAGACCGUGAGGAGCUGCAACGCCAGUUACUCUGGAACUCCUUCCUCCCUCCAGAAGCCAGCAGUCUGACCUUACAGGACGUGCUCCGACCAGACAGGACUCAGCUGUUGGAGAGGAGCUUCACAGUGAGGUUUAGAUGUCUGCUGGACAAUACUUCUGGUUUCUUGAGGCUCGACAUCCGGGGUCGCAUCAAAGUCCUCCACGGCCAGAACAAGAAGACAGAGGAGCCGCCUCUAGCACUAUUCGCAAUUUGCGCCCCCUUCGGACCGCCCAGUCUAUUGGAAAUCCCGCAAAAGGAGGUCAUGUUCAAGAGCAAGCACAAACUGGACCUCUCUCUAGUCUCCAUGGAUCAAAGGGGUAAAAUGCUGCUAGGAUACACAGACGCUGAGUUAGCCAACAUGGGCGGCUACGAUCUGGUGCAUUACGAUGAUCUCGCGUACGUGGCCAGUGCUCAUCAAGAAUUAUUAAAAACUGGUGCUUCCGGCAUGAUCGCAUACCGCUUCCAAACCAAAGACGGCCAGUGGCAGUGGCUGCAAACUUCGUCUCGCCUCGUCUACAAGAACUCCAAGCCUGACUUUGUAAUCAGCACGCAUAGACCUCUCAUGGAGGAAGAGGGGAGAGAUCUUCUAGGGAAAAGAACAAUGGACUUCAAAGUCAGCUAUCUCGACACUGGCCUGACUAGUUUAUACUUCUCCGAAACGGAACAGCUUUCUGGCUGUGAAUCUACCGUCACUACUCCCCCUAGAGCUGCGAGGAGAUACAAAACCCAGUUACGAGAUUUCUUGUCCACUUGUCGUAACAAAAGACGAGUGCCUACAACUCCCGCGCCUCCCCCUGUAGAUUAUUUAGCUGCUGAUGCAGUGGCCGCAGCGUAUACUAACCUUAAUGGAGCAUAUACAGCUCCUUACGGUGAAUAUCCACCAGCUCCGGCGCUUCAUUACGCUCCCCCUCCAUUAGACGAUAGAUUCCUAACCGCUGACAAUCUCUUCCAUCAAUACAAACCGUUGUCUUACCACUACACUCCUUACGCGCCAAACGGCUUUCUAGAACCGGCGCCUCCGCCCGGUUAUGAGGUCACUCCGACAUAUCACAGGCCGCCUUCAAGAGAAUAUACGUAUGUGGAUAGCAGUGGUAGGUACAUGAGUCCUGUGGCGGGACAAGAAAGGAGAUCACCCAGUGUGGUGCCGGGACCUAGUCCAGGAGGUUCGAGUGGAUCUACUGAGCAGGAUCGGAUGCAGCAAAGCGCAGAGAUGCCGAGGCAGACAGUUCUCAUGUGGGGCGCGGGAGGAGCAGCCCAGGAGGUGCCCGUGGAGUACUCCCCUCCUCAGGUUUGGCGCUACCACCCAUCACAAUAUCACACCGCUGAAGCGACUCAGUGACUUUAAAUGUGCAAUCCAACUAGUUUAUGUUUAGUGUUAGUUUAUUUACUUGGACGAUUUUAUUUUAUUUUCCAAUUUUUUACGUCGAUCGUUUCUGGUUCCAAUAACAAAACACAUACAUAUUUACAAUAGUUUAAACAAUACAAUUCAUCACAAAAUUAGAAUUUCCACAGAACUCUAACAAAUUAUCACUUAAAAUAUGAUUGUCAAGUAUCUGUGUGUUCUUAUUAACAUAUCAUUAUAAUAUUUGAACCUAUUUUAACGUAAAGAAAGGCUCAGUAUUUGAUACCUCGCUCAGUGGUAUAGGCGUUCAGUCUAUCUAGGUCUUGUUAAACAGGGUCUUUCCAAUAUCUACGUGUAGAUUACUUGUAUUAUACUAGUAAUACUAGUGUAAUAGUUUAUUAUCAUAGUAUUAUGCUAUAAUUUGUAUUAUAAAUCAAGAUUUAUCCAAAUAAAAUAGUUGAUUUAAUAGAGCAUGUACACUUUUGAUAUUAUUUAUUUAUUUAGAGCCAUCAAAUGUCCCACAUCCUUCCAAUAUUUCUAUAUGAUCCGGUUCUUUUAUUAAAGUUUGCCAAUUUUUGUGAAACCUGUCCUCCUAAUACAAGGGGUCGAUUAUACGAUAGAUGAGGUUCUACAAAAAGUAAACAAUGUUCAAUACAGGGACAUACAUUACAUACAGGAUUAGUUUUCGAUUAUUUUUGAUCGUUUAUUUUAAUGUUGUUAUAAUUGAUUUUUGAGUUUGCGGCACGAAGAGAGAUAUGCUCUCGGCAACAUCAAGCCCAUCAACCACGUUUUUGUUGUCAGUGGCUGCUACCGCUACAUCUGCCAGAGUACUUUCAAGUGGCGUGCUCACAAUAACUACUGCAUUUUGUUCCAUAAAAUGAUGAAAAAAGACACAAACAGCUUACCAACUAUAUUUAGAGCCAGCAUCCAUUACUACGUUGCGUUGAUGCCUGUUACGACUCCAUAGUUUUUACACUUGCGUGCGUUGAUGUGCGCCGCAUCUCUUUACAAUUACGGCAUUUUCUGUCCACGGAUGUCGAAACGGAGCACAGCUGAGCAAUGACGAUGCGCUCUUAAUAGUUUCUUGUUGAAAGUGUACAAGCUCCAUUAUAAAUUUUCACGCCUAGCAAUGUUACACCAUAGUGUUAAUUUGUAAAUAUUUAAUUUUAUCAACAGCUUAAGCUUUAUAAAUCGUUUGUGAGUUAAUAAGCGAAGUCCUGUAAAACAAACUAUUUUAUCCACUGCCACAACUGAUCGAAAAAUCGAUAGUAAAUCGAUGCUUCAAAUUAAACUAUGUGACAAUUACCAAACUUUAUUAUACAGAAGACAAACAUAUCAAUCAGUAUGUAAGCAUGCGUAUUCAUAUCUACAUAGUUAUACAUAUCAAUUUUCAAAAUAUUUGUAAUGCAGAUGCCUUCUCAUAUGUUAUUUUAGCAACACGACGCACAAUUUUGAACAUAUAUUUCACCUUAUUUCUAUAAUUUUAUUGUUGUAAGAAUUCGUUAAAGUAAUGAAUAAUACGCACGUAACUUUCCCAAUCUCCAACUAAAGUUAAUUAAUUAAGUUGAACAUAAAACUUUUGUAUAUGAAUUUUACAAAAAAAAAGUUUAGAAAGUAAACAAGCUCUAGAGCUGUUACUUCUAGUGGCAAAAGGGAAUAUAUACAUUAUAUGGACCCUGGGCUCCGACGCUGACUCUAAGGAAGUAACCAGAGACAUGUUUAGAAUAGAGAGAGUAUAAAAAAGAUACCUGUAACACAAUAGAUCAAAACAAAACGCUUAAAGAGGGAGACUUUAGAGCACCAUUUUAAAACUUGAAGCUUGUUUACUGCAGACAUAUUACCACGAUAGCUUCUAAGUAAUACAUUUAAACAGCAAACAUAAAUAUUUCGUUCCUUUUUUAUUACAAGCUUUUCUUUUGUUUCACCUGUCAACGUUUGUCUGUAUUCAAAUCUUUCAAUUUUAAUUUCACCCACUCCCACUUGUUCUACAGAGUUGAAAUUUCUCACGAGUUUUCGUGACUAUACAUUAUUAUGAUAAGCAUGAUAUCAAGGUUCACCCAAAUCAAGAAACUCCUCAACUUACAGCACAGAAACGUUUUUUUUUGUCACAUUUUGAAUGCAAAAAGAUCGCUCUGAUGACAACAAAAGCUUGUGGCAAAAAUCACAAUUGAUUUUAUUUUUAUUUGUGAAGGCAUCUGUACACGAAUCAGCACUGCCAUGCCAACGUACAUCUUGUAGCACACUGUACAUACACUUUGCGUGCCUUUCCAUUAGAACUUUCUUCACAAGAAUAUUACCUAUAUUAAUAUACUUUCAUUGUGCUACAGUGAUCACCGUUGGCAUCGCUUGAUGGCGUUCGUCUUCUGCCGUCGAUUAGUCUAUAAGUUAGUUUAAAAUAUAUGUUGGACGAAUAAUACUGAGGAAUAUGUAAAAUUUUAAAAAAACAUACUAUUUGCUUUUAAAAACUUAGUCUACCGCCGCCGUUCAAAGCGCAGGAGAAGAAGCGGCGCAACAAACUUCACCGCAGCCUUUUCUUAUGGACGUAAAUUGAACACAUAAAGAUCUAUCAAGUAUAUUAUAAGGUACUUUGAAUAGGCUAUUUCACUAAAGUCAAAUCGGAUCAUUUUUCUUUUUAACAGUCAACAGGAGCGAAUUACUCAAAUUCAUAACAAAUUCGUCACUAUUACCAACGCAUAUAAAUUCAAAGAUUCGUGAAGGGAUUCGUAGAGGCUUUAUCGACUGUACUUGCUAUGGCACUAACGUUGGAGUGAUUUCACUAUUCCAAAAGAUAAAAAGCAUUUUAUAUUUUAGAUUAAUCGUAUUAGUUCUUCAAAUUGAAUCAUUGAUACUCUCGAUUCGCUCAGACUUUCAAAUAAUAUAACAAGAUCAAGAUCAAUAAAUUAGUCCAUAUUUUUGGGAUGUAUUGUGCAUUAUACAUCCACACUAAUACAUCUGAAAGUUUGUCUGCUAAGCUUGCAUGACUAAACCGAUAGCCAGCUUUUGUUGAAAUUUGGAAUAGAUAUAGUUAAUAAUCUGGUGUCAAACAUAAGCUACCGCGGGCAGAGCUGCAGACAACAGCUAGUCAAUCUCAUAAACACCUAUUGAUUCAAAUUUCAUCAGUGUUAUUCGUAAAACAUGAAUUGUUUCCGUCUUCUCAACUGUAAUUAUACUUAAUCCUUAAAACAUGUUUGUCGACGAGGAUGACACUAGAUUUCUAAUAUGCUGCAUAUUAGGAAAAUAUGCUGCACCAGCAAAUUAAAAAAUCAUUCUAUUAAUAUAGAAUUAAAAAAUCAUUCUAUUAGUUCCAGCAAAUUAAAAAAUCAUUCUAUAUUAAUAGAAUGAAUUUGCUGGUGGUAAUUUGGAGAAUUUGCUGGUGAUUUUUUAAACACCAGCAAUUUUUCCUAAUAUGCAGCAUAUGGAUUGAUACAACUAAUGAAAAUGUGGUUGUUAUUUUAAAAUUCAUCUUGUAUAUCGAGUCAUAACGAAUUAUCUUCCAGAUAUAAGUAUUUAAAAUCGAUUGAUAAAUCUUUUGAAGUGUCGAGCGACCGUGUCUAUUUUUUGUUCUUAACUGAAAGUAUUUUAUUUUAAAAAGUUUUGUGUCUGUACGGAAUAUAUCUCAUUUCGUGAGGUUAUGAAAUCUUGUCGCACAAAUGUGACGACGCGUUUCGUAAAAUUAAUUAGAAUUAAAAAUAAAAGAUUUUCUAACAAAACUGAAACAAGCUAAUACAGAGUGUAACGGCAGUUAUUAUGUUAAAUUAAUGUAAAAGUAAUAUCAAUAUUAUGUCGUUAAAUACAUAAAAUUUUAUCAAACAGUGAAUCCCAGAAUCAUUGGAAAAAUGCAUUCCAUUUUUAAUAAAUAUAAUAAUUUGAGAAACAUUAUAUACAUGUAGGUUUGUAGAGAAAUCUAUAUUUCAAUCUUAUCAAUAUGUUUUAGAUUUUGUUAUAUAUACUGAUCAGAGAUUUUAAAAACAAGAUUGUGUUUUUGUCACGGGAAUAUUUUCCAUCUGAUAUUUGGAGAACGUCAAAUUGUAAAUAAAUAAAUAAUUAAGUUAGCAGCUUACCCUUGUAUUAUUAAUUAGUUAAUCUACAUAAUUUAAAUGAACAUAUUAAAUAAAUGAGAUGAAAAUAUUCGAACAAUUUCUGUAUUUAUUUUAGCAUAGCAUUAUAAUGUAAUUAAAUGGAAAUCAAAUAAAUUUUUCAU
Messenger RNA from Plodia interpunctella (Indianmeal moth), 6177 nucleotides. It is a transcript of the gene ss, whose product is annotated as spineless. Gene Ontology annotation, molecular function: protein binding; transcription cis-regulatory region binding; nuclear receptor activity. Gene Ontology annotation, biological process: response to xenobiotic stimulus; regulation of transcription by RNA polymerase II; xenobiotic metabolic process. NCBI's taxonomy places the organism in Eukaryota, Metazoa, Arthropoda, Insecta, Lepidoptera, Pyralidae. Gene Ontology annotation, cellular component: aryl hydrocarbon receptor complex; nucleus. The coding region runs from base 372 to 1973 and encodes 533 amino acids. The record is from RefSeq and is a predicted model, not a curated record. The transcript is spliced from 9 exons.